Molecule: messenger RNA, 3386 nt
Organism: Lindgomyces ingoldianus
Lineage: Eukaryota; Fungi; Ascomycota; Dothideomycetes; Pleosporales; Lindgomycetaceae
Exons: 3
Coding region: 266-3142 (958 amino acids)
Source: RefSeq, a predicted model, not a curated record
UUUCCAUCACCCGACCAACCUCCUAGCAUGCGUAGCCUUCACACUACUUUUACCAGAGUUGUGCGCUUCAGCUGUUGACACUGAGCUCGCAACGGCCGACACAGAGCAUCUCGCGCGCAUUUGCCCCCGCUGGGCCGACACACCACGCCCCCUCCCUCACGUGCAAGCGCAAGGCGGAAACUCUCACCACUAUCGGUCCCUCAACCGCCGCACCUUACCUGCCCUGAGCCUCGCGCUCUGACUCGCCCUAUUCAUACAUAUAGUCAUGUCAGCCGCCGUUGCUAUUGCGCGCCCAUCGCAGGCACUCCGCCAGCGCCGCGAAUCUCAGCGCCCAAGCCUCGCUCGCACCUCCACGGCCAGACCACCUAAUAUGGAGAGCGGUGUCGCUAAGGAAGACCCCAAGCAAUAUGUGGUAACCCAGCGAGACAUUCUGGCAAAGUUUAAAGGAAGCCCCCCGUCACUGAGGGUAUUCCUCCACGCUGGCCACUUCCGCAUCAAUGACCAUCAGGAAACCUUCCCUUACAAUUCCCCUAUGAAGGAACUGCUUCAGCACUUAAAAGAGAAGACAGUGCCUCACAAUAUGCUUGAUGAAUUCUAUGCCGCCGGAGUACCCUUUUAUGAUAAUUGCCUGAUUGUAGAAGUCCAUGACCUUAAGUCCGGAGGCGUCAAGCCAAAGGAUGAUUCCAAUAAUGCCGCCGACGGAACAAAACUCACCCCCUACUCGAUUCACAAUUACAGCAACUUUAUCACGCCUUCUCCACAUGUUCCUUACCCUAUUAAAACCGCCGCAAAACCACCCAAUCUGGCAGAUGGACCAGGCAAAGCGACUCCCGCUGGAGAAACUGUCAAGGAGGAAAAGGAGAUAGACAAGGAAAACAUGCCUGCCCCUGGCCAGCCCGCCUCCCAAAAACAGCCAACUAAAGCCAAGAUCGUUACUGUCGUACUCUUUCCCACCCCUCUUUCACAGCAUACCGACAUGCAACUGCUGGCCACCACGCCAUUGCCGGACAUCCAGACGUAUCGAAGAAUUCAAGCGGCUGGCAGAGCAGCAGGGAAUCCCCCUACACCCCUUACAUCCGUUCCCCCCACUCCAACUCUGCCCAGUGGCCGCAGCCCCAAGCGACAAAAGAUGGUGAUCGACGAGACCAACGCCCACGAAUUCGAGUCUGCAGUCCUUAACGCAACCUGUCCGAAACUACACCUUGAGCCUAGUAAGAGCUUACAAGAGUCGGUAGCACUCAUUGAAGCCAUGAUGCAUCCAAAUAAUCAGAAUGCCGCGCCUGCCCGCAAGACUCGUAAGCGAACAACGGCAGAGCUAGCGGCUGACGAAGCUGCAGCUGCAGAAACUGACCGCUUCAUGCUUGCGGGCGAUGAAUGGCAGGCGAGUAAAACAGUUGCAGCUGCCGGGGGAGACGAAGGGCAACCUACUAUGCGUGGUGGUGCCAACUUCCAGACGUUCUCCCGCUUCAAGGCCUUGGAGUCUAUCAAGGUGCGGCAUGAAGAAGCAGAGAGGCGUAAGAAGGAAGAAGAGGCACGACAGGCCCAAGCUAAACGACAAGCGCAAGCCGAGGCUGAAGCUCAGAAGCGAAGAGAUUUAGAGGCUAGCCGCCAGGCCGAACAGUCAGCGCUGGUGCAACAGAGGCAAGAUCAGAUGAUGCGGCACCAGCAACAGCAACAAGCGAUGCAACAAGAACAGUUGAGAGCUGCAUCACAAGCCCAGCAAAUGGCAAAUACUUCGGCCGGUGGGGUUUCUCAGACUCCACAGUCAGCUACUCAACCUCAAUUCUCGUCUCCUGUAGUGAGGCAACAAACGCCGAUGGCCUCCUCGCCGCUUGUCCCCGCUCACGCUACCCACUCAAUGGGCGGAACGCCUAUGGUGACGACUUCUUCCAAUCAUGGGGCUGGUAGCCCUCCCAGACCGCCAUCUGCCGUAUCCCAUCACCCAGCUUCCAUGGCUCGGACAGUCAGUCAGCAACAAAAUCAACCCAUGAGCAGGACUGGAACCCCGCAGAUUAUCCAAGGCACACCUGUCAUGAACUCUGCAAUGCCUGCUCGUAACAUGGCGUCCACCCCUCAACCACGUAUAAACCAGGGUAGUCCCACCGUCUCUAUGCAGGGAGGAACCCCCCUUAUAAUGCAGACCCCCCAACCUGGUCACGGCUUGACCCCAGAGCAGCUGCAAAUGGCCCAAAGACGACAAAUGCAACAGCGCAUGCAGGCCCAGGCUCUUCAACAGGGCAUGUCUCCUGGCCCAAACAUGCCCCCCGAACAGUUCGCUAUGAUCAAAGCGAGCAAUCAAAUUCAGCGAGAAGGCAUCCCACAAGGACAGAACCCACAGGCAUACCAGAAGAUGCUUGCCCAAAGAUACUUCCAACAAAUCCAACACAACCAGCAAGCCCAGCAAAUGGCGAACAUGUCUCCCCAGAAUGCUGGCCAAAUACGACCGGAUGGCAUGCCCAACCAAGGCAUUCCCAAUACUGGCGGUAUCAAUUCCGCUAAUAUGAAUAUACAGCAGCUGCGGAACCACUACGUCCAACGGCGAACGCAACUCAUGAACACAUAUGGAACCACGCAGAACGUGCCACAACAGGCUAUGCACCAGAUGCGAAAUCUCGAAAUGCUGAUCAACCAGCGCGAGAACGCAGCACAAGCCAAUAACACUCAAAUGCAAUUGAAUGCUGGCAUGCAAAGUCAAAUGGCCAUGGCUGGGCAGAACCCGCAGAACCCUGUACAAAUGCAGCAAUACCAGCAGCUUAUUCAACAGCGGGCACAUCAAGCUCGUCAGCAGCAGCAGCUAAACUUGAUGCGGCAACAGGGAAUGGCUCCUAGUGGACAUAUGCAGCAGGGUAUGAUGAACAAUAUGGGCAUGAUGAAUGCAGGAGGUGGAAAUAUGGGAGGCAUGAACAUGAACAUGCAAAACAUGGCUGGGAUGAAUAUGGGGAACAUGGGUAUGGCUGGCAUGGGCCAGAUGGGAAAUAUCAGUCAGCAACAACAGCAACAGCAACAACAGCAACAGCAGCAGCAGCAGCAGCAAGUGCAAAUGAUGCUCAUGAGACAGGCUCAGGCUCAGGCGCAGAUGCGUGCUCAGGGUCAGCAAAGGCCUGGUGGGGGAGACGGCGCGAUGGAGUGGAGUGGUGUUUAAGGAUGAAAAGUUGUGGUAUUAGAAUCUGGUUUGGUAUCGAGGUUAAUGGUCUUCUGGGCGCAUGAGGGUUUUCGAAAAGAUACCCAUGGGAGUGUCAGUGCAUGGAUUGGGCAUUUUGGGUAUGAUAUCUCAAGCUCCUCUCGUUCCGAUUGAUGUAGACAUUUCAAGCAUGGGUUGCAUUGGAAGGCGUUGGAUCAAAAGUGUAUUAUCUUGACGUAUUACGAAGGCUACAUUUGGACUCCUG